UAUUCACUAUUCACAUUUCACAGUAAUUCACAGAAUCACAGAGCAUUAAAUUUAGGGCUUUUUUCCACUGAAAUAUAAUAAAAUAGUAUAUUUCGUUAAGGCAUGUGGCCACUAGCAGUGUUGGAUUUGGAGUUUGGACUGCUGCAAUUAUCAUUUUAUACAAGUGCGUGCGCAAUGAAUGGAAUAAACCAAACCCCAGUAUCGUGUAUUCCUGUUGGAAAAAUGUCAAAAGCUAAAAAAGUCCUCGAUGAAGCUCGGGAAUUACAAAAUUCAGAAUUGGAUUUGGCAGAUAAAAAUAUACCAACAUUUGAAGAAUUACCAGGUUUAUUGUACAUGGUCAAUGUUACAAGACUGACUUUAAGCCAUAACAAAAUUCAAAGUGUUCCACCUGGUCUUGCAAAUUUAGUCAAUUUAGAAAUUUUAAAUUUAUUCAAUAAUCAAAUUACUGAAUUACCAAUUUCGUUAUCUCAAAUGCCAAAACUAAGAAUACUCAAUGUUGGAAUGAAUAAAUUGGAUGCUCUCCCUCGUGGAUUCGGAGCAUUUCCAGUUCUCGAAGUACUCGAUUUGACCUACAAUAAUUUAAAUGAAAAAAAUUUACCUGGAAAUUUCUUUAUGAUGGAAACCUUGAGAGCUCUCUAUCUCGCUGACAACGAUUUUGAAUAUUUACCACCAGAAGUUGGAAAUCUUAAAAAUCUCCAGAUCUUGGUUUUACGUGAGAAUGAUUUAAUUGAACUUCCACGAGAAAUUGGAGACUUGAAUCGUUUACGUGAGCUUCACAUUCAAGGAAAUCGUUUAACCGUUUUACCACCAGAAAUUGGGAACAUCGAUCUUAUUAGCAAUAAAGCUGUAUUUCGAAUGGAAUUUAAUCCAUGGGUAACACCAAUUGGUGAUCAAUUACAAGUUGGUAUAUCACAUGUUAUGGAUUACAUUCGUUCAGAAACAUACAAAUACGAAUUCAGGCAAAUUGCCCUGUAUUGAAACAUAAUUUCCAAUUGGGCUUGAGGUCAGAUAUUCCAUACUUUUUCGGCUCACUGUUUUCUACCACCGGACUCAACUUAACUGGCCACAUUUUUAAGGCAUGUCCAACGCCGGUUUUAGAGUGUUGUGGAGGGGAGAAUGUCCUAUCUAUUUUAUAUUACAAGAAAUGCACUGCCAACCCCAAAAAAAUAAUUUUUUUUUUUUUAAAUCAAUCAUAACACGUUAUUUUUACCAUAUUUGACCUUAUUUCACAAUAAAAAAAUGUUUAUUAUCUUAUUUUAUUUAAAUUUAUUUAUCCAAAAUAUCAUUUACUAUAAAUUAAAAAUUAUGUUGAAAUUUAAUGUUGGCCAACUUGAAUAUAGAGUGAGACUGGCAGAAGAGAUCACGGCAAUUACGUGUCUGUGUGACCACACAUGCAAACUUCUUCUGUCAGUUUUACUCUAUGUUCAAACUAUGCCGACAAUAAUAUGUCAAAAUUCCUAAUUUUCGCGUCUAUUUUUAUUUAUUAAAAAAAACCCACCGACAAAACUUUUUUCAUAUACGGCUCAAAAUUUUCGUCUUUUUUCAUUUUAUAAUAUAUCAGUUUUUCGAAAUAGUCUCUGUAUUUUUUCAUAUAGUUUCUAACCAGGUUUGUGUGAAGUGUACUCGGCUGGCCAUAAGAGCCUAUGUAUAACCUCCUUCGAAAAUGUCAACUUUAUUAAUUAAUUUAAGAAAAACCACCGACAAAAAAAUUAUAAAAAAAUUAGAGAUUGUGUAUUAUUACAUAAAUAAUCUACUGUCGAAAUUUCAAAAACUUCUCUGUAUUUUCGUUCCGCGUUGGACAUGCCU
Molecule: messenger RNA, 1806 nt
Organism: Aphidius gifuensis
Lineage: Eukaryota; Metazoa; Arthropoda; Insecta; Hymenoptera; Braconidae
Gene: ics
Product: ras suppressor protein 1
Exons: 7
Coding region: 103-978 (291 amino acids)
Molecular function (GO): protein binding
Source: RefSeq, a predicted model, not a curated record